Histoplasma mississippiense is the source of this 2727-nucleotide messenger RNA. RefSeq lists its product as hypothetical. The record is from RefSeq and is a predicted model, not a curated record. Bases 1 to 2727 code for a protein of 908 amino acids. Lineage: Eukaryota; Fungi; Ascomycota; Eurotiomycetes; Onygenales; Ajellomycetaceae. The transcript has 2 exons.
AUGCCGCCUACUGCUGCUGCCCUUCCCCAAGCUUUACAAUCAAUCACUGCUACGAAAAUCACCGAGCUCAAGAAACAGCGUGCCCUGUUUGAGUCUCGCAAAUCAGCGCUCCUCAAGAAAGCUGAUAGUCAAACGGACCUUCGAGAAAGGGUGAGGAUCCUUCUUGAAGGUGUAACAAAGAUCCAGGGUUUUCCCGGUGAUGGCUUGGACACAUCCGACAAAGAUGAUGCAGAACGUGAUUGGCAUGAUAGUUCGUGUGAUGGGUCGACCAGGAGCCGGUAUCGGAACAUUAGACGGUUCUUAUUCCAAAUCAGCUGGUUACCGAAUGGCUCACAAACCCUAACGACCCAGCUGCAGAGAAAGGAACUGAAGGACAGUCCGAGCAUGUUGGGGAGGGAGGAGAUGCAUGAACAGCGGGCGGAAUGGGAGUCCUUGGUGUUCGAUCCAGCUCAAACUGACACUGUCGCUAUUGAACGGUACCUCGAGCAGCUUUUCGCUCAAACCAGGCUAUCCCAGCAGGCUCUCAAGGACCUGCGGAGUUCGGUUAAGGCCUGUUCAAAGGAGAUGCUUGCGGAUCAGAAAGCGUUCACACCUAGUUCCCUCAAAUGGAUCACGAGUGGGGUCAUUUCGAGUGAUAUUUUCUCCCCCGAUAAGGUCGUCAUACUCAAAGGGUUUCUCGAGAAUGAGGAUGUUGCUCAAGAGGUUGCGGAUGUAUUGAACAUGCGUCUUGCUCAACUUGAUACUUGGAAAUGGGGUAGCGAAGUUAUACCGCUUGAGAUGCGACGACAGCUGAACGGAAAAUACCGGGUGUAUAUGGACGAAGACGUUCUUGAUGCACUCUUUUUACACUACCUAGGAGUCCAAUGGGGGGUGAAGUUCAAGGGCAUAUUUGGAACGUUUUUCAAUUCGCAUGCGUGGAAGCGGAACGCACCGCCUAUUCCGAAGCGCGACCUGGAGAGGCGGCAAUAUUUUCUGGAUGAAAACCCUAAAGGCGACAACGAUGCACAAGUGAAUCUAUAUAAAAUUAGGAGAGACAUGUUCGAGUCGUCCUACUUUAUGAGCCAGCUCCCGUAUACCCAAGGCCAGACUCCUACGUAUGACUCCUACGUUGAUGAGGAUCUUUCUACUUCACCUAUUGACCGGAAGCACUCCUUGCUUCAUCUCCUAAUUACAGAGGCCCGGGUAGCCACUACGCUAUAUGGGAAAAUAACAGUAUUAAGGUCCGACUUCAAAUGGUUUGGGCCUUCCCUCCCGCAUUCAACCCUGCUGACGGUCCUGAAAUUUUUCCAUAUGCCACAGAUCUGGCUCAAUUUCUUCAAAACAUUUCUCGAAGCACCAGUGAGGUUCGUGAAUGAUGGGCCUGAUGCUCCAGCGCGAAUAAGGAGGCGAGGUGUUCCAAUGUCUCAUUCAUUAAGUGACUUCCUUGGAGAAGUGCUGCUUUUCUGCAUGGAUUAUUCCGUUUCAAAAUCCGCAGAUGGUGCCUUCCUUUAUCGCCUCCAUGACGACUUUUGGUUCUGGGGCCAGGAGAAACUGUGUGUUCGUGCUUGGGGCGCUAUGACUGAGUUCAGCAAAGUUAUGGGGAUUGAGUUUAACGAGGAGAAAACCGGGACAGCGCGACUAACUGGAAAGAACCCUCGGUCUUCCCAUCAGGAACCGAGCUGUUCCGAGAGCGAAGGCGUGGAUGAGGGUGGUUCUGACAACAUGUCCAUCAGUUACUCGGACUCAGAUAUCAAUAACAAUGCCCUUCCCACUGGUGACGUGCGUUGGGGAUUUCUCAAGCUUGAUGAAGAAGAAGGUCGAUUCAUUAUCGACCAAUCAAAGGUAGAUGAACAUGUUAAGGAGCUUAAGCACCAACUGGAUGCGUGUCGAAGCAUUUUUAGCUGGAUAAAAGCGUGGAACAGCUAUUUUGCUCGCUUCUUUGUUAACAAUUUUGGUAAGCCCGCAAUGUGUUUUGGGCGCGAGCACAUCGAAAUGGCAAUAACUACGCUGCAACGGAUAGAGAAUGAGCUCUUCAUGUCACCCAGCAACGUAGACGCGUCCACUCCUCGCGCCUACAAUGCGGUAGAUUAUCUCAGACUCUUAAUUGCUCAGCGAUUCAACGUCCACAAUCUCCCGGAUGGCGUCUUCUACUUCCCCGUAGAGCUCGGAGGCCUAGAUCUCCGUAACCCACUGAUCCCUUUCCUCGCCAUUCGCGAGAAUAUGAGAAAGACCCCGGAAAAGACUCUGGAGAAAGCCUUCAUAGAAGACGAAAAAGCGUAUUCAGCCGCAAAGGAACAAUUUGAGAAGCAUGGACCCAACCACACUGGCAAUUUUGUUCUAAAUACAUAUCGCCGCCGCCAUGGUGGGCGCAGCAGCUCCUCUUCCCCGUCGUACAUGGCACCCGAGACUUUCAUGUCACUAGAGGAGUUCAACAGAUACACCGAAACCACCAGCAGAAACCUUGUAUUGGCAUAUCAGGAGUUGCUCGUCUGUCCUAAACAGAUAGCUGUCAAUUGGACACCAGAGCUGAUGGGUGAGCAGACUCGAUUGGACGAUUCGUCAGCGGACAAUUCACCUCCAAUUUUCUCCAGUUGGCAUUCCAUGAAUAUGUACUGGAAGUGGGUAGCGGAGUUGUAUUGCAGAGAGAUUGCAAAGAGAUAUGGUGGAUUGGCAAUUGUAGAGAGGGGAGUUGUGCCACUGGGAGUGCUGAAGGUGUUGAGGGAAGGGAAGGUGAAGUGGCAGGGUUGA